This is a messenger RNA of Pseudoliparis swirei, 7413 nucleotides long. It is a transcript of the gene phaf1, whose product is annotated as phagosome assembly factor 1. The transcript is spliced from 16 exons. Gene Ontology annotation, biological process: Golgi to plasma membrane protein transport. Bases 1621 to 2871 code for a protein of 416 amino acids. The record is from RefSeq and is a predicted model, not a curated record. Gene Ontology annotation, cellular component: trans-Golgi network; synaptic vesicle membrane; dendrite. Lineage: Eukaryota; Metazoa; Chordata; Actinopteri; Perciformes; Liparidae.
CAUUAAAAGUAAGUGAUUCUAUUAAGUCAUUUUUAAAAAAACAUUAAAAGUAAGUAAUACGAGCCAUAAUAAUUUUGCUCAAUGAGUAUAGGAUGUAGUAGAUGAUUAAUUAUUGUGUGUGGUCUGAUUGUAAAUUCAUCAAUUUGCGAAUAUGUUUUUUUUACAAGCUGCAGUCAUCGUAGAAAAAGUAAAAGUACAUGGAAAGUAAGUCACAUCUUUUUUUCAACCUUCCACAUGUCUUCUUGGACUCCAUAAUUUACACAUUAAUUGCAGGCUGUUUAAAGAAAGAAAACAACCAAGCCAAUAACACUUAUGGACCUCAAAUGAGAUUAUUAUAUAUAUAUGUAUAUACCUGUCAAAUGAUCUGCUAUUUUGUUUCUGUUUUGAUGUUGCUUUUUUAUCCCCUCCUAAACUUUAUUUAAAUAUCACAUACAAAACAAUGACGGAAUAUAAUCAUAGAAUCACGGUGCUGUAGUUAACAACGUAUUACAAUAAACAUAAUACAACACUUGUUGUUCUCUCUUGUGUUUCAUAAGUUUCCGAUAUUUCACAACAUUUACAGACGCUAUCUCUAUCGCUGCCCGUGACGUCAUCACGCCAACCUGUGUCAACCGGAAGUCGAAUCAUCAGCUGAUCCCGCUUGCUUGUUGUUGAUGCCUGAAGUUGCCGUGGUUUGGCACACUGUGUUGCUCUUAUCUGCGCCUGACAUUGGAGACACAUUAAACCCGAGCAGCGGACACGGGGGACAUUUACCGGCAGACGAGCUUCUGAGUGACGAGGACCGCGUUUCACUGCGAGGAGUCUGCGCACAACGCGUCACGAGCGCUAGCUCCAGCUGCACCUCCGUGGAGAGGAACGAAGAAAGACGUGCUUUCUUUGUUUAUGUGGUGCCUGCCUGAACCGCAGUAAUUAAUUUUCUUUGUCUUGCAUGGAGACUUAUUUUUCCGCACGUACGUUAUUUAUAUUUAUAUUUAUUUAUACUUUCUUACCUUCACGCGCAGAGCAGCUAGCUCGUCAACUUACGUCCACCCGCAGCGCAAAGACACAGCGACUGUUGAGAGUCAUCGGGCUUUGAGACGUUAUCUCUCGUGCCUCUUAUUCCGUGUGUGUGUGCGUGUCCGCUGCCCCGUGGGUCUGUCUGGAGACCUAGAACACGUGUGGUCUGUUGUUUUAUUCCUGACCACGAAUCGAUAGAAUUAGUUGUUUUUUUGUUUCAUCCGUAUCGAUUUGAAGCCACGUGACCAUGUCAGAGGCGACAGCUGUUUAGAUUGGUUGGCACGUUGCGUCAUUUGUUUGUGUCCAAGCUGUCCGACUUUGUUGGGUAACUUGUUAUUUAACACAUCUGUAAAUCUGAGGUGGCUCUGUGAAUGUCAUCUUUUAUUAUUUAUUUGUUUACAUGCUUUUAUUUACACAUGACAUGUGAUACACUGGUCACCUUGUCCUGUAACCCGUAGUUUGAGGAGCUGUUUGAUGCUCUCACGCAGAAAGUAAUCGAUAGAGUUAUGAAUUGAAACAGCCAUCUGAAGCUAUUCAGACUGCUGUGAUCAGGGACAGACCAGGGAAGGGUUCCCCAGAGGGUCCCAUUGUGUCUCGAGGUGAGCUGCCCCCCACUACUUGCCAAUGCUGGACCUGGAGGUGGUGCCCGAGAGAUCACUAGGAAAUGAGCAAUGGGAAUUUGCCUUGGGGAUGCCAUUGGCCCAGGCCAUCUCCAUUCUGCAGAAACACUGCCGCGUCAUCAAAAAUGUCCAGGUGCUAUACAGUGAACAGACACCACUCAGCCAUGACCUCAUACUGAACUUGACUCAGGAUGGCAUCAAACUGCUAUUUGAUGCCACAAAUCAGAGACUCAAGGUGAUUGAAGUGUAUGACCUGAGCAAAGUCAAGUUGAAAUACUGUGGAGUCCAUUUCAACUCCCAGGCCUUUGCUCCCACAAUAGAGCAGAUAGACCAGUCAUUUGGAGCUACGCACCCUGGAGUUUACAACGCUGCAGAGCAGUUGUUCCAUCUCAAUUUUCGAGGCCUGUCUUUCUCCUUCCAACUGGAUUCGUGGAAUGAAGCUCCAAAAUAUGAGAUUCCACAUGGGGCCAUGGUCAAGAGGAUGCACAUCUACACCGGCAACAACCUGCAGGAAACAAGGGCUCCCACGAUGCCGUCGGCUUGUUUCCUUGGUAACAUCUUUGCAGAGACUGUUGAUGUCCUGAGAGACGAUGCAGGGCCUCUGGGGCUCAAACUCCGCCUCCUCACUGCAGGCUGCGGUCCAGGUGUGGUGGCUGAUGCCAAAGUGAGGUCCCUCGAGAGGAACAUCUACUUUGGAGAUUCCUGUCAAGAUGUACUGGGUGCUCUGGGCUCGCCACAUAAAGUCUUCUACAAGUCUGAGGACAAGAUGAAGAUCCACUCUCCGUCACCCCACAAGCAGGUUCCUUCUAAAUGUAACGACUACUUCUUCAACUACUUCACUCUCGGAGUGGAUAUCCUGUUUGACUCUGCAACUCACCUGGUUAAGAAGUUUGUCCUCCACACCAACUACCCCGGCCAUUACAACUUCAAUAUAUAUAAUCGAUGUGACUUUAGGAUUCCACUUGUCAUAAAGAAAGAAGGAGCCGAUUCUCAGACGGAGGACUGCAUGGUAACGACCUACAGCAAGUGGGAUCAUAUUCAGGAGCUGCUCGGUCACCCAAUGGAGAAACCUGUCGUGCUCCACAGAUCCUCAUCAGCCAAUAACACAAACCCCUUCGGCUCGACCUUCUGCUUCGGACUGCGGAGGAUGAUCUUUGAGGUGAUGCAGACUAACCACAUAGCAUCAGUGACCCUGUAUGGUGCUCAUCGGACCACAAGUCAAGCUCGACCUCAGCCCAGCAGUAGUUCCCACUGAACAAGUCACCAGAACCACAUCCCAUUACCGCCUGAGUCUAGUACCUCUGCUCACCGGACCUCUAACCCAGAGCCAGAUUCAUACCGAGCAGACCUAACCCAUACCGAGCUCAGACGCUACUCAUUGAACAGACUCCAGAAUCCUGAAUAUCACCAGUCACACAUGGUACUUAGCAACUUUUCCUGGUGGGUCCUAAGACGUACUCUCCCAAUCAGACUCACCCGGUCGGCAUAGUGAACCCAACCCGGACUUUCCCAGGAACCAGGAUCCAGUGGCGUGGUCGCAGUGCUGAACCACUGAUGCUUCUCAAAAUGAUGGGUUGUAUGUCUCGGUUGUGUGGCAACAUCACGCUGGUGCUGCAAACUUGACAUGCUGAAGAAAAUCUAUGCUCAAGUAGAGCCCAGCUGUUUCCUGUUUGCCCAGAACCACAGAAGAACAGUUUGUCCAGACUGCACUUUGGACCGCAUGGUUCCACCAGUAAGAUGCAGUGGACGCCUGUAUUGGACAAUAACAUCCAUCACAUUGUGGUAAGAGGAUCAGCAUUUAAUUAUCAUCUGCAACACAUCUCUACGUAAACUGCUGUGGCCAAAGUCUUGAAACGAACUCUUGCUCAACCAUCCACCAACCACACUGCCAGCUCAACCAGUACCGCCUGUCUUCCUGCCACAGCUUCAGAACCAGGCCCGACUGGCUCCGUCGAAACCCGGACACGUUUAAAAAUGCAAGCACCAAACCCGUCCAACCCAAUCAACACAUUGGAAGCUGCAGGAGACUUUUUUUUUAACCAGAAAAAUGUGAAAAUCCAGAUUUCGUCACCCUCUGGGUUCGUGGCACCGAACACAUCCACACUGGCCGGACAGAAGUGCCGUCGCCACGUCGUCGCCCUCUGAAGCGGUCCUACUCGGCAGUCUUCCAACUUUCUUCAGUACACAGCCGUCAACACUAUUAACCCACCACAGCUGCUGUUAUUUGCAACUCUAGAUGUUGACGUGACAUACACACACGCACUCAGUUUAAUGAGCAUCGGCAUGUGUUGGCUGCUGUUGUUCAACAGACUAUAAUUCAAACACACAGGCAGAUAAUUAGUCCCUUCAAUAUGAGAGCAACAUGUAUUUAUAAUACAAGAAAGCCGGUUUCUCUUUUUUUCUUUAAAGUGCAAAACGAACAUGGAGACAUGCAGGCAUGACACAAGGAGUUGCAUGAACUUGGCAGAUGCUUUUGAAUGAGAGGAAAACUUAUAAGCACAAACUGGCAACCUGUUGUAUUUGAUCUUGCAUGUCGUGAAGGGCAAAGACUCGUUUUAUUGUUCUCUGCCCGGCUUCAUUCAUUCACACCACGACCAUCUUUUUACUUGACCGGUUCAUUGCACCCCCAGAGCUCCCGCUUACAGAAGACAGGUCCUCCCAUGCUGCAUGGUGCCUGCAGUCCUAUGUUACAUUCAUCUCCUUAUUCCUACAUCUGUUGAUGCAUCACAACUCGUCCCUCAGCGAUGUCUGCAUUUAUUGUUGAAUUGCCAAACGCUUCAGCCAAAGACGAUUUAGGAUUAUUUCAUUCGAUCAGUGGAUAUCACUUUUCUCUACAGCUGUCCUCUGGAGAGGGUCUGUCUCCCUUUUCCUGUGUCGUUUAGGUCAGACCUGCACAUUGCAGUCAUUGCCGCGGUAACGCCUCUAAUUUCGGCUCCUGGUCUCUGUAGCGGCUGACGGUAAUUACACGAGCCGUGAAUAGCAGACUUGAGCGUGUGUUUUGAAACCAAUCGGCCCGUCUUUCAUCCGGUGUUGGUUCCAGCCAGAGACACAUCACUUUGGUCGGAGUCUCUUGUACAGUUGUUGUCAGAGAGCUGUAAUUUAAUGAAUUGCUCUGUGAAUUAAUUACAUUUAAACCCAUUGAUAAAAUGGGUUUAACCAUCAUUCCUUCGUCAUAACAUUUGCUUCCCUCCAAAUGCCUGAAUUUGGAAUAUUUUUCCUCCAUAAGCAUUUUAAUAAACUGUGUAUUACUUUGAAUACACACAUUCUCUGUUAUUGUCCAUUGAUAGAAAUGUUAAUACAUUUUUUUUAAAUUCUUUACUAUUGCUGAAUGUUAUGGUUGCCUGCAUCGGCUCGUCUGCAGGCAUCAGGGUUGAAGUCGGGACCGUACACGUGCCAACAUGUUGAGAGCAGCGUCCAACGCCGCCUGACGAGGGAUUCCAGUAGUUUUAAGAUCGGCAUUGAGGUAUUUAGUUUUCUGACAAGUUUGUAUAUCGAGCAUCUUAAAGUGAGCGACGCGUUCAAACUGGCUUCGCUGGCAUUUCAUUUUGUUUCUAUGAGGAGGGUCUUUAUAUGUUUGGUUGAAACAAAUUGCAUCACAGUGAGAUAGCUUGCAACCAGCAGCAUCCACAGGAAAUAGCCAAACAACUUCUGAUUCAUAAUACGUUAUAAUAGGAAUUAAGACUUUUACAAUGAAUGAACAGGCUUUAUUUACAGUCCUAUUUGCUGUGGUUUCUUACCAUACAGAAGACCGUGAGCAGACCUCAUUUAAGAGCAGCUGAAGAAAUUACUUUGUGUAAAACCAGGCAGUGGCUGUUCUGAGAAAUGAUUUGUUUUGUAUGUGCUCAGGCUCUGAGACUUCAAGCUGAUGUACAAAUGCUGUAAAUAGUUGAGUGCUCUUAGUCUCGUGUCAUUUUAUCUAAACGAUCGUAUUGACUCAGCAAUGAGACAACUGACUCGGGCUGAGUGUCUCAAUAUUUCCUCCUCAAAUCACAACUGACUCAUCAACAGUGUGUGUCGACCUCCAGACCACUCGGUGUUGAACCGGUUCAUUGUGAAAUGCUCAGGCUGCAGGUCCACAGAAGUCCUGGGUCCCAGUAGAGAGCCUCAAGCUCUGCUUGAACUGCGACUGCAAGGUGUUACAUUUCAACGCACAGAAACAUCUUAAAAUAAAAUAAGCUCCAUAUGUGCAGGCAGGGAAAACUUCCUCACAUCUUGACUGGAGGAGAGCUGGUGGAUUGGGAGUCUAGCAUUGGCAUGUUGCUAGAUUUCUACUUGUUUACACUACAACGUGGGCUUGGUUGGCUGAAUCCAGACUGUGUGUACGGGGAUUGGGUUUCGGGAAGCAUGAGAUAUGUAUGUUUUACAGUCUUAUACCUGGAUCCCACAAGCUAUAGCUAAUGUUUUAAGAUGAAUCCAACAUAUAGACGUGUGUUCUUCUUGAGCUCCGGGUUCAAGAUGUUCCAGAACAAUGGCUGUCCACUAAUGUCUGAAGAACUUCACACAGAUCCCAACUCCUGCUCUGGUUUAUCCACAUGAGUUCAAAAUGGAAACCAAUGUAUUAUAAUUGUGCAGGUAAAUACGAGAAGAUCAAUGAACCACCAACUGUUGAAUAUUGUGCUUCAUCUCCCUCCAAGCCUGUCUUUGACUUCCGUCUCUAUCGCGCGUGUGUGCGCGUCCGUCCUUUUCAGGUCUUUUCUUUUUUACCGACCUUUGUUUUUGUAGACUACUUAUUUCAGUGUGUGUUAAUAACACCGGACACACGGAACAGUGCGUGUCCACAAACCGUACAAGCUCAUCAUAGUUACUGAGGAAUACAUGAUCUUAGCAAUGCAAUUCUUCUGAAGGAGAAACUUUCCUCGUCUUCCUCCACAAUAUAAAUCAGGUAUUUCCCCCGAAAGAUAUCGGCGCUAAUUUGAGUUUUGCUCCUUGGGAAGCAGAACAUGUGAAGAAACAGAAAAAAUGGGGCCAGCAGUAAAUUAACCAAGAUUCUUGUGAGGGAACAUUCAUACAUGCUCUGUGAUUUUAGAGAAACUGAGCCCAGCACAAUAAACAUUAUAUAAUUCACUUAAUACAAGACAAACAAUUCAUAUUGAUCCAGUUUUGGUCAACUACCAGCAGGUAGUACUGCUGGUAGUUAAUCUCUUUCAAACUCAGGUGGACUUAUCACGUUCUUGAUCUAAAAAAAAAUGUUAAGCGAGAUAAACAAGUGAAAAACCUUGAUGUCUGUGUGACUUUUAAAUGGCAUUGUUUUUUUAAACUUAUUUCAUUGAAUGCAGGAAUUCAUGAUUGUCGUAUCAGGAUCAUUGUAAUUAGUAAUGGUAUUUUCAUAUUAAUGCUUUGUCUGUUCUGUUCUUGGUAUCAUUUAGUCUGUUUCCGAUCUCACGGAUGCUCCUCAGAAGAGGUUUUUUGUGGGAUCAGUACAUUGUAAACCCAUUUCUGGAAGUGGGAGAGUUUUACCAGAAAAAUGAUACAUUCAAAGGAAUGUCACAAUUGUUAUUUAUUUUGAAUACUAUAGCUUUGUGUAUGAAGAAUAAGUACAUUUAUUCAGCAUGUCCACUGAAAAAUGGCAAUAACAUCACUAUGUGGUGCAAAGAGAAGGAUUAGGUUGACUGAUAUCGUUGCUCCACCAAAAUACGUUUGACUGCAUAUUUAUGAUGCUGUGUAUUCUCUGAACAACUCCAAUGCGACACGUGGACUAUUAUUAAAGCAAAUGCCCAGUAGUCAUUGACGUCAAAGUUCAUUUUCUGUGUGCAACAGGAUAUGAAAAAAUAAAUAAAAAUGUGAAUGUGUAAAAGAC